CAUUUGAUUAAAUCGGGCGGUGUCGUCCUGAAGAGCUGUGAAGAGCAGACGAAAUCCAUGAAAUUCACGCCCCUUGUUGGUAAAUCUUGCAUACUGGGUCGAAAUCAGUUGUGACUAAUCUGAUCUUGGAGAACGGAAGCUUGAACAGAUUUUUGUCAUUUAUGUAGUAGUUUCGCUCUGUAAAUUUGCAUUUCUAAGUCAUGGCUUCAGACGACGAAAUCCUACCAAUAUUAGAAAACGAAGUUCCUGGAGAUGUCAAAGAAGAAGGAUCAGAAACGGUUAAUGAAUCAUCCGCACCCAGUCAUCCCAAUGAAGUUGGUGAUGAUGAUACAGAUGUGGAAAUCCAACUCUCAGGAUGUGGAGCCAGCCCAUUUUGCGACCCUCGAAGAAUGCCACACAGAUUUAUUGCACUUUUUUUAAUGUGUCUUCUUGGAUUUGGUUCAACAUUUUGCUAUGACAACCCAGGUGCGCUGCAGGACAACCUCAAGUCAGACAUGGGUAUAAAUACUGCCCAAUUUGCCAAUCUUUACGCCUGGUACUCCUGGCCUAAUGUGAUACUUUGUUUUAUUGGUGGAUUUUUAUUGGAUAGAGUGUUUGGCAUGCAGUUAGGAACCAUUAUAUUUGCUACAUUGGUGUUAUUAGGACAACUGACAUUUGCCUUAGGUGGUAUACUGAACAAAUUUUGGUUGAUGGAAAUGGGCCGCCUAAUUUUCGGUAUUGGAGGUGAAUCACUGGCUGUCGCUCAAAACACUUAUGCCGUUUCAUGGUUCAAGGGGAAAGAACUAAACAUGGUGUUCGGUUUGCAAUUGAGCUUUGCCCGACUUGGCUCGACCGUAAAUUUCAACGUUAUGGGACCCUUAUAUAAACACGUUUCUCAGUUUUACACCGGUUAUUUGUGCACAGGAGUGGUUCUAAUGAUAGCUUCGGCCUCUUGUGUGAUGUCACUGUUGAGCGGACUUAUACUUGGCUAUUUGGAUAAACGCGCUAAUCGCAUAUUAAAAAAGACCGGACAGGCUGGUGAAGUAAUUCGUUUUAGUGAUGUCAAAGACUUCCCGGCAACGUUUUGGCUAAUGUCAGUCAUUUGCGUGGCUUAUUACGUUGCCAUAUUCCCAUUUAUUGGACUUGGACAAGUGUUUUUUGAACGCAAGUUUGACUUCUCUCCUAGCAACGCUAAUGCAGUAAACUCAAUUGUCUACGUCAUAUCAGCGGUUGCCUCGCCUUUUUUCGGCAUUUUAGUGGAUAAGGUGGGUCGCAACAUCUUGUGGGUUUUCCUUGCCAUUGUUUUCACCAUUGGGAGCCACGCCUUGCUCACGUUUACCUUCGUCAAUCCUUACGUUGGAAUGGUUACAAUGGGGUUCUCGUAUUCCAUGCUAGCUAGUGCCUUGUGGCCCAUGGUGGCUUUAGUUGUACCUGAAUACCAAUUAGGAACAGCUUAUGGAAUCAUGCAAGCUGUUCAGAAUUUAGGAAUGGCAGUGGUGACCAUGAUGGCUGGACGAAUUGUCGAUGACCAAGGCUACCUCGUUCUUGAAGUUUUCUUUUUGGCUUGGUUAUGCUUGUCUUUGGUAGCCACAGUUUUGAUCUGGGUGAUGAACGCAAGCCGUGGAGGUCUUCUGAAUAUGUCAGUAGCUGAAAGAGACAAACAUGAACGAGAGCUCAUGUCCAAAGAAAACUUGGAACGUGAAAAAUUUUUCGCCUCUGGUUCCAUGUCGGACGUCACUCCGUAUGACCUGUUGCAACCUCGAUCCGAUUUCGCUAUGCGCAACCGUUACCUCUCACGAAUUGGAGCUAAAAUUCCUGAACACUUGGUUCCGCAAGCGAGCAUGGUCUAUCGUGCUCUUCGAUAAGAAGACUAAUUAUUUACAUUGAAACAAUAUUUUUAAAUCAUUCGUGGCAGUAUAGUAGAAUUGAUUGAUUUUGUAUUAUUCCAGCUUGAAAUAGCCGACCAUAUGCUGUCUUCUUUGUAUGCCUGACAAAAAUCUGACAACUCUCGCAUAUGCGGGUCUGCAAAUAAAUAUUACAAGAGCUAAUUCGAAAAAUUAAUCGAAUAGCUUGAAAAAUUAUUAUUUUAA
Molecule: messenger RNA, 2069 nt
Organism: Daphnia pulex (common water flea)
Lineage: Eukaryota; Metazoa; Arthropoda; Branchiopoda; Diplostraca; Daphniidae
Product: major facilitator superfamily domain-containing protein 1-like
Exons: 11
Coding region: 201-1844 (547 amino acids)
Biological process (GO): transmembrane transport
Cellular component (GO): lysosome
Molecular function (GO): transmembrane transporter activity
Source: RefSeq, a predicted model, not a curated record